GUCGAGAACGAAAUUGCAGGAGCAUUGGAUUUUCUUCGACAUGUAUACGGUAUAUUUGGAUUUACGUUUCAGCUCAAGUUGUCUACACGACCUGAGAAGUAUCUGGGUACUCUUGAAGUCUGGGAACGGGCUGAGAAGAAACUAGAAGAUGCGCUAAACAAAUUCGGUGAUCCGUGGGAAUUCAACCCAGGAGAUGGAGCAUUUUACGGCCCAAAAAUUGAUAUUACAAUCUCCGACGCUUUAAAACGUAAACACCAAUGCGCCACGCUCCAACUAGAUUUUCAACUUCCCGAACGCUUCCAGCUUGAAUAUCAGACUGGUGGUGGGAGUGAUGGAGACUCGAGUGGACUGGCUCGGCCGGUGAUGAUUCAUCGGGCGGUAUUAGGGAGUGUAGAAAGAAUGGUUGCAAUAUUGACCGAGAACUUUGGCGGGAAAUGGCCGUUUUGGUUAUCUCCUCGACAAGUAAUAGUUAUUCCUGUGGCUCCCAAGUUCAACGAUUAUGCUCAAAAAGUCGCCGAUGAAUGCUACAAAGCCCACCUUUAUGCUGAGACUGAUGUUAGCGAGCAUUUGUUGAACAAAAAGAUUCGGAACGCAGAGCUUGCUCAGUGGAAUUUCAUUUUUG
Paraglomus occultum is the source of this 622-nucleotide messenger RNA. The record is from the annotation of a GenBank genome assembly. Lineage: Eukaryota; Fungi; Glomeromycota; Glomeromycetes; Paraglomerales; Paraglomeraceae.